CACUCACAAGCGAUCGCAUCAUUACAACAACACCACCAACAGCAACAGCACCGCUCACGCAGUGACCGCAGUCCGCGAUGCGGGAGGCGCUGGUGGCCAGCUAUGUGGUGAAGCAGGGGCAGAUACACCGAGCCUGGCGAAGGCGGUGGAUGUGCCUGUACAGGGAUGGCGUGAUUGAGUACCAGGUGGACAUGGGUAGGCCGAUUCGCGGGCGCAUCGACAUGCGGGACGUGAAGGAGAUCGUGCGUGGAAAGGACUGCGCUGACAAAGCUUGGCCGCACGCGGCACCCAAGUGGCCACGCUUCUGCUCUCAAAACACCAUGUUUGCCCUCAUCACGGAGCACCGCACAUACUACCUGUACACAUUCACCCCGCGCGACGCCUUUGCGUGGAUCGCCCAGCUUGAGCGCACGCAGUUUGAUCUCGUCAACGAAGCAAGCAGCUGCAAACCCCGUACCUUCUCCGUCUCCAUUGCAGACGUGAAAGACGUGCGAAUACCGGCGUACCUGCCAGAGGAUGUGGCUCACGACAUGACACUGGCACUGGAACGCCCGUCUGCGCACAUCUCAUGCUGUCGCGCCACAUUCACCGCCACGCCUUCCAUGUUGGCUACAACCAUCACUGAGACCGGGGUAUUGCAUGGCCAGGAAACCCCUGUGGACGCUGCAACCACACACGUCCUGUACCGGCGAGACUGCAGCCCCAUCAUGGCAGUCACGCUGACUGCGCUGGCCACAACCUUCGAAGGCAUCAACUUCGCCGGCGUCCUCACUGUCACACACAAGGACCAGCCAGAGCCAAUCCGCGUGUAUCUCCCUGGGAUGUUUACCUAUGACCCUGCUGGGGCCACGGGAACCCAACACGACGAGAGCGUGAGCGAAGAGCACGCUCGGGUGCACAUGCACAUCGUCGCUGCGGAGAUGGCUGCGAUUCUGCAACAUGCCUCCCUCGAGGACAUCAACAAGCUGCACGCUUCCUUUGAUUCGCUUGUGCGCGAGUGCACUGGGCGACCCCUCUUGCACAUGUGGAUGCACCACCAGCUCGUCUCAGCCUUCAUCCACGGCAAACACCCGCAGUCGUAUGCAGAAUUCAUUGCUGCGACAAUCGCUGAGCGCCCUGCAGACCGCGGCGUGAACCUUCAGGACCCUUCGCACGCGCACACAACCGCCUACCUUGCAUCGCGCACGGAUAGUGAUGCACAGGCGCCGCCUCAGUUCUUUGCUGCACUCGUCCACAACGGGAUGAGGUUGGCGCAGCUGGUCGGGCUCGCCCAGUUUCGCCUGCUGCAAAGGAUGGCUGAGCCUGAAUCGAUGGAGGAGCUCAAGUCGUGCAAUCCGGCGCCGGCCGCUCUCGUCGGCGCAGACGCGUUGCGCGCAGCCCUCAUGCUGUGCACCAUCCACGAGGCCGAGAAGCUGCGGUGCUGCUGGCGUGUGGAUCCGGCGUCCACCACACAGUCACGAACCCGUGACUCACCAACACAGGACGCAGCAACUGCAGAGAGCGAAGCCCCUGGUGAUGGCAACGAUGGUGACGCCAAAGCAAAGCGCGGUGGUGAAGUGGGUGGUGUUGUUGGUGCAGACAACAGCAGCGCAAAGGUCACGGUUGGCAGUGGUUCGACGAUGCACGUGCGUGUGAGAGCCACUGCUUUGGAAGAUGACGACGUGGUGCGUGCAGACGCCACAGUCUCGGUGAAUGUGCGGCCGCAGCCCGCCACAGCAAGCAGCGAACCAGCGACAGUGGCGCCGCCUUUCCACUUGCGAGAUGAUGUAUCUGUCUCGUUUUCACGUGAAGGCGUGCAGUGCGAAGGCAUCGGCUUUGCCGGCUCCAUCACCGUCCGCCGUGCUGAUAAUGGCCCACCGAGGGUUGUGCUGGUGCCUGGUGUUCGCACAUACGACAUUGCAGGCAAGACUGGAGGCACACGCGCUUCAGAGAGGGUUGGCGAGGCGGAUGUCCGGUUUUUGAGCAGCGUGAUCGUGUGUGAACUUGUGGCGGCCCUCCAUUCCGCAACGGCAGCAGAGCUCGACGUCAUGAGCGCUGCGUUUGCCGAGAUGAACACGGCGUUUCAUGGACGGCCCACACUCGCUGCUUGGCUCCACAACCAAGUCGUGCGCAGCAUGUGUGGGGCUGAACACGCGACCACAUCAACCCACGACACCAAAGUGACUGAUGCCGAACACAGCGCCGACAUGACUGAGGCUGCGUCUUACGCAUUGUUUCUUCGCAGCACGCGAGAUGUGUCACAGCUGUCGCCGCAAGCACAUCUUACCGCUUACUUGGCCAGUUUGGACGCAGGCUCCCCACAGCCGCCACUCGCAUUCCUCGCCACAUGCUUCAGAGCGGAAAACUUGGGGAAGGUGCUUCCAUUGGCACAAGCGAGGUUGCUGGAGACGCUGGUGCGAGAAAUGGACGAGCAAGGAGAGACUGCGUAGCCGAAUCAUCUCCCCAGAUCACGUGCGUUGACACACACACACACGCACGCACGCACGCACGCACACGCACGCACGCACACGCACGCACACAUUCACACACACACACACACACACACAUUCACACACACACGCACACUCCAGUUUGCCUUGUGGUUUAGAUUACGCGCGUGAGUUUUCUGCUAGUGCUGCUGUUUCGUACUGUCCUUGAUACAAGGAGUGAUAUGUAUCCGACCAAGAACAAUAGAGUCGUGGAGACAUCCAACACAUGUCCA
Salpingoeca rosetta is the source of this 2701-nucleotide messenger RNA. RefSeq lists its product as uncharacterized. Gene Ontology annotation, cellular component: membrane. Bases 78 to 2429 code for a protein of 783 amino acids. The transcript is spliced from 11 exons. NCBI's taxonomy places the organism in Eukaryota, Choanoflagellata, Craspedida, Salpingoecidae. Gene Ontology annotation, biological process: regulation of cell differentiation. The record is from RefSeq and is a predicted model, not a curated record.